Messenger RNA from Spizellomyces punctatus DAOM BR117, 858 nucleotides. RefSeq lists its product as uncharacterized. Gene Ontology annotation, biological process: nicotianamine biosynthetic process. Lineage: Eukaryota; Fungi; Chytridiomycota; Chytridiomycetes; Spizellomycetales; Spizellomycetaceae. Gene Ontology annotation, molecular function: nicotianamine synthase activity. The transcript is spliced from 3 exons. Bases 1 to 858 code for a protein of 285 amino acids. The record is from RefSeq and is a predicted model, not a curated record.
AUGGUCCUCCUCAAACAGCAGCCGUCAAGAGAUUUGGUUCCUACUAUUCUCAAACUUCACGCGUCCCUCUCAGAGGCUCGCAGCUUGGACCCUAGUCCAGCCAUCAAUGCUCUCUUUUCAUCCCUGGUUGAAUUGUGCGAGAGAAACUGGCCGAGGAGCGUUGUGGAAGAUGUUCUCGGGAAUGAGAGUGUUCAAGAGGUUGUAGGCAGUUUAAGAAGGUUGUGCUCUGAGGGCGAGUUUAGGUUGGAGAUGGAAUGGGUUGUAAGGAUUUUAGAGGGACACGGCGCUAUCAAUGACUUCCCUUACUAUAACAAUUACAUUGACCUCACACGCCUCGAGCUCAACGCUCUCCUCUCCCUCACACCUCCCACUGCGCCCCCAACGCAAUACAUCUUCAUCGGCUCCGGUCCCCUCCCUCUGACGUCCAUCUGCCUCGCGCAGGAACUAUCUGAACGGUUCCCCGAGCGUACACAAAGGAUCCACAACAUGGACCUCUCGGACCGCGCCAUCCAAACCUCAUCCAAACUCGUAGGAUCAAAACUCGACAACGAGCAUAUCUCGCAGAUGAUGAGUUUUGAGGUGUGUGAUGUGUCCAACGGAGUCCAAUUGAAUGAAUUUGAUGUGGUGUACCUUGCGGCACUUGUGGGGUUGGAUUCGGGCGAGAAGCGAAAGGUUUUAGAACAUGUCCGUAAAGGAAUGCGCCAGGGAGCUUUAUUGGUGGUGAGGAGCGCGCAUUCGCUGAGGGGACUAUUAUACCCACCUGUGGAGAUUGACUCGCUGGAAGGGUUUGACCCCCUGCUGGUCGUUCAUCCCCAUAAUCACGUCAUCAAUUCGGUGCUGAUUGCUCGGAGGGUUUAA